Aspergillus wentii DTO 134E9 is the source of this 548-nucleotide messenger RNA. RefSeq lists its product as uncharacterized. The coding region runs from base 165 to 446 and encodes 93 amino acids. NCBI's taxonomy places the organism in Eukaryota, Fungi, Ascomycota, Eurotiomycetes, Eurotiales, Aspergillaceae. The record is from RefSeq and is a predicted model, not a curated record. The transcript has a single exon.
UCGCUCUCGACGAAGGAAGAAAAGACCUGGAUAUCAGGCUAGUUAUCGGCUUGAUAUAGCAUCCGCCGAGUGAUCUGCCCAUAAUCAGCUCUCAACUCUUUCACUUUUCGUGGAUUUCGUGUCUUAUUGAAACUACAACUUGGUGGAAAGAUGCCAUUGGUAUUAUGAAUGCCGCAGGCGUUAUCUAUCUGCUCUCUACUAUGUUUUAUAUUAGCCUGGCAAUCUGGUUCCCGACUGGUCUUGGAUGCUUACCGCGAAUCCGUCUUCCCCGCCGAUGGUCUUCAAUAGCUGUCUACGGUGAGUCUCGCAUCUUCACGACAGCAACAUUUGAACAAAUUCUUUCGUUUUCUGCCUGGAAGUACCGCUUAUCCGGCCGCUUUAAGGAAAACAGGUCAGAUUUCGGUUCUUUUCGCCGUACUUCUUCGAUCCCACUUAUUGGUGUAUAAUGUAGAUCAGUCGAGCUGAGCUGACCGACCCCUCUGUGUGGAGACUAGUGGAGGGGUCGCUCAGCUCGGUUUGUUGAGUCGUCAUUUCACUUUCAGUUGCUU